Bipolaris maydis ATCC 48331 is the source of this 1113-nucleotide messenger RNA. RefSeq lists its product as uncharacterized. Gene Ontology annotation, molecular function: RNA polymerase II transcription regulatory region sequence-specific DNA binding; DNA-binding transcription activator activity, RNA polymerase II-specific. Gene Ontology annotation, biological process: regulation of transcription by RNA polymerase II. Gene Ontology annotation, cellular component: nucleus. The record is from RefSeq and is a predicted model, not a curated record. NCBI's taxonomy places the organism in Eukaryota, Fungi, Ascomycota, Dothideomycetes, Pleosporales, Pleosporaceae.
CACGAACACACAACAAAGCCCUCCGAGCCGCUGAUCCAACACUAAUCAUCCCAAGAGCAAAGGACGUGACUGCGCAGAAGUUCAUGUGGCCCAUGAAGAGUAAUGUCCGAUCCCUACAGUCAGCAAGCUUUUGGACAGCCGACCUUCACCGACGCACAUGUGAAUGGGAGUUCCUCUGGACCUGAUAUGUUCGAUGUCAUCGACGCAUCCAAUCUCUACCACGACCACGACCACGCCUAUCGACCUGGCAGCCAACAUCUGCAGCAACUGCACAUACAAACUCAUGAUGAGUUUGCGCAAAGCCAACAUCUUGCGUAUGCCUUGCAAGAGAGCAGUCCAUCGGUUGCAGGCCUUCAGUACACCUCACCAACGGUGCCAAACAUGAGAAGCCACUUAUCGCACCAUUACGAGCCGGAUAGCGCAAUAAAUCUCGGAUUGGAUGAUCUUCAAAGGUUAUCCACAGCCGCGCACGGUUACAACAUUAACACCUAUCGCACGCCAUACCCUGCCAGCAAUGCGACAUCCACCUCAUCAGCCACGUCUCCUGACCCCACAAAUGCUACUCUGCUCACUGAUCCAGUGGUUGUAGAAGCAGAAGAAGACAAAAGAAAGCGCAACCAAGCUGCUUCGGCUCGUUUCCGUCAGAAGAAGAAACAGCGUGAGCAACACCUCAUGGAGAAAACCCACGAGAUGCAGGAGCGGACGAAGCAGCUUGAGGCAGAAAAUGAAGGGCUUAAGAAGGAAAAUUCGUUUUUGAAGAAGCUGUUAGUGGAAAAGGUUGAUCAUAUGAGUGACGAGGAUCGGGAGUCGUUAAGGAAAGCCGCUGGAGAAGUGUUGGAUAAGGUGGCUGGGAAAGCGGGUUGAGCUGUUAGUUCUCUUGCACAUCCGCUGAAUUUUGGUUUCUCAUUCCUGGUUGAGAGGCAGGACUGAGACUUAUGACGGAGAUGAAUGAGCAUGGCUGAUGUUUCGCAGGGGAAGGUGCACCGGAGUUUACGCAGUCUGGAGUCACUUUUUCAAUAAUUUCUUGUCUCAGGGUGGUAGUCAUUUACAUCCACGUAACAAAGGAUGACUUGCGGCUUAAUUCUGUCUCAGGGGUCGUAAAUACGGCUGUUG